GUCUCUCUUUCUUCCUCACACUUUAAACAUUCCGUGUUUUCUCUCAACUCUCUUUCAACAUAUCUGUUUGGUCAUCAUGGCUGAUACUGCUGCACCUUUGACUGUCGGCGGCGAUAGAACUUCUGGUCAGACAGUUCGGACUCAAAAUGUGAUGGCAGCAUGUGCAAUUGCUAAUAUUAUUAAAAGCAGUCUUGGUCCUGUAGGACUCGACAAAAUGCUGGUCGACGACAUUGGGGACAUAACAAUUACCAAUGAUGGCGCUACGAUCCUUAAGCUAUUGGAAGUAGAACACCCAGCUGCUAAGAUUUUGGUAGAAUUGGCUGAACUACAAGACAAGGAAGUAGGCGAUGGAACUAGCAGUGUGGUGAUCCUGGCUAGUGAGUUACUGAAGAAUGCCGAUGAUUUGGUUAAAAGUAAAAUCCAUCCUACCACCAUUAUUAGUGGUUACAGACUGGCUUGCAAAGAGGCUUGUCGUUACAUUCAAGAAAACCUAUGUAUUAACACUGAUGAAUUGGGUCAUGAAUCCAUCCUCAGUGUGGCCAGGACCAGCAUGGCCAGCAAGCUGAUUGGAGCAGAAGCUGACUUUUUUGCUAACAUGGUUGUUGAUGCCGUACAAGCUGUAAAGAUCACUGACUCCAAGGGAAAUUCUCGUUACCCAGUGAAAGCCAUCAAUGUCCUCAAGGCCCAUGGUCGAAGCAGCAGGGAAAGUGUUCUUGUCAAUGGCUAUGCUAUCAAUGUCACUGUUGGAUCUAAAGCCAUGCCAAAAAGUAUUACCAAUGCCAAAAUUGCCUGCUUAGAUUUUGGUCUCAGGAAAGAGAAAAUGAAGCUUGGGGUUCAAAUUCUAAUUGAUGACCCUAGCAAACUUGAAGAUAUUAGAAGAAGAGAAUCUGAUAUUACCAAAGAAAGGAUUGAAAAGGUUUUAUCAUCUGGAGCCAAUGUUAUUCUCACCUCUGGUGGCAUCGAUGAUCUAUGCCUGAAGUACUUUGUAGAAGCUCGCGCUAUGGCUGUCAGGCGUUGUAAACAAGCCGACUUAAGAAGAAUUGCCAAAGCAACAGGUGCUGCUCUAUUGACAAGUCUGUCCAACCUGGAGGGGGAAGAAGUUUUUGAGGCGUCUCAGCUAGGAAAUGCUGAAGAAGUUUUCCAAGAGCGCAUUUGUGAUGAUGAACUCAUAAUUAUUAAAGGUCCUAAGGCACGCACUGCUGCCUCAAUCAUUUUGCGCGGUGCCAAUGAUUAUAUGUGCGAUGAAAUGGAACGAUCCAUGCAUGAUGCCCUCUGUGUAGUGAAGCGUGUGCUUGAGUCCAAAUCUGUUGUUCCAGGUGGUGGUGCUGUCGAAGCAGCAUUGUCAAUAUAUUUAGAGAAUUUAGCCAUUUCAUUGGGUUCACGUGAACAGUUAGCUAUGGCAGAAUUUGCACAUUCCUUGCUUGUUAUCCCCAAACAAUUGGCUGUGAAUGCUGCACAGGACUCUACCGAAUUGGUUGCUAAACUGCGUGCCUAUCACAACAUGGCACAGACCAUUGAAGGACAAGGAGACCUUAAAUUGAUUGGUUUAGAUUUGUAUGAAGGAACGGUACGUGACAACAAAAAGGCCGGUGUCUUGGAACCCACUCUCUCCAAGAUUAAGUCCUUAAAAUUUGCCACGGAGGCUGCCAUUACAAUCCUUCGAAUUGAUGAUAUGAUCAAAUUGGCCCCUGAACCAAAGGAUAGAGAUCCUCAUGAUGACUGCUGCUAAUAAUGUGGUCCUUGUCCGGUUCUUUCUCUCCCAAACUGGUGCCAGUCAAAUCUGCCACUGUAGUGUGAUGAAUUUAUUUCUAAAUGUCCGCAUCUUGUUGUUCUAAACUGCAUUACAUGUAACCCCACCCUGCCACUAUACAACAGCUUCACUGUAAAUGGGACUUCAUUUCUCUUUGUACUUUUUUUCUUUCUCAUUCUCUCACUAAAGUAAUCCAUUAAACACAAA
Octopus bimaculoides (California two-spot octopus) is the source of this 1957-nucleotide messenger RNA. Its product is annotated as T-complex protein 1 subunit alpha. The record is from RefSeq and is a predicted model, not a curated record. Lineage: Eukaryota; Metazoa; Mollusca; Cephalopoda; Octopoda; Octopodidae. Gene Ontology annotation, biological process: protein folding. Gene Ontology annotation, molecular function: ATP binding; ATP-dependent protein folding chaperone; ATP hydrolysis activity.